Penicillium bovifimosum is the source of this 192-nucleotide messenger RNA. RefSeq lists its product as uncharacterized. The record is from RefSeq and is a predicted model, not a curated record. The coding region runs from base 1 to 192 and encodes 63 amino acids. NCBI's taxonomy places the organism in Eukaryota, Fungi, Ascomycota, Eurotiomycetes, Eurotiales, Aspergillaceae. The transcript has a single exon.
AUGUGGCAAACGCAUAAAACGGAAAGCACCAACAUGGUGACCUUUCCCAAUCUGCGAAGUCGAGGAGCGGCGGACGGGCAGAUCCCUCCUGGUAAACCACUGACUACACGCAGCCGCAGCACCGACUCCAUGCAGUGGAGACUGAAGCUGGCUAAACGGCUUUCAAUUGUGGACUUGAUCGAUCGCGAUUAG